AUGAUCGGACGAGGCAAAUAUUGGUCGGAUCUUCGAGGAUUUGCCGGUCGGGACACGAAUCAGGCCACGACGUCGUCUUCUCACUUCGGAUUCGCCGUCGCCACGCUUCGCCGCACGCUUUCCGGACACAACGUCUUCUUCGAGAGGUCGUCUUACUGUUUGCCUUUUCCAGUUGCGGCGUCUUUUUUUCGUUCAGCGCUAGGGCAAAAGAGAUAUACGCAGGGACUUUGGGAUUAUUUUUAUUGGUUUUGCAAAAAAUUGGUCACUUUGAUUAUCGCCAGAAGUGAUUGAGUUCUAUUAUGAAAAAAAAAAAUUCAUUUUUCAAUCUUUGGAAAUAUUUUUCGAUUUUCUUCUCAAUUCACAACAUGAAGACACAGUAGACCCUUCUCCAAGAAGUUUUUUCAAAAAUACCAAAAUUUGCCCCAAUGAUUUUCAGGAAAUCUUCAAUUCAUUUUCUGAACCGUUUCAGUCAGAAGUCGAUCAGAAACUCGCUCGUUAGGAAUCAAAAACUCUCUUUUCUUUAAAUCGACCUUUUUCCGGAUAUUUUUAAAAGGUUAUUUUGCUUAUAACACCAUUUAAUAUACGAAAAUAAAACUUUCUCACAUAAAUAGAAAAAAAUUAACGAAUUUAGAGCUUUUUUUCCGUACCAAUAAUUGGGGGCCCUUCCUAGAAACAAGUCACUUUUUUUGUUUUUUUACAGUUUUCAAAGUUCCCUGAUAUGAAUAUGAGUAACAAAAAUAUCAAUUCACUCAAAAAUCCGGAAAUUCAACUGAAUUUGAUCAUUUUUGAGACCACUAUUGGGACGGAGUUUUUUUUGAAAAAUUAAAAAAAUCCUUAUUUUUUUGUCUUCUUCGUAGUUUAUCAAGCACAUUCUUGUUCAGAAAUUUUAGCUGAACUCAAAAAUAUAAUUUUCAUGGAGAAAUUCGCAAAUCGAAAAAAAUUAUGUCACUUUUAAGACCCAAAAUGCUAUUUUCGGGACAUGGAAAUUUUUCAUUUUUCGAGUUUUUCGAAAUUUCAAAGCUUGAUCCUACUCAUAAUUUGCUCUUUAACACAAAAAUUUAGUUUUCAGAUCUUAUUUCGAGAAAAUAACACCAAUAAAUCGCUUUUUUUUAAAUUUUAAGGGUUUUAUUUUGCGUUGUUUCCGAGUCUUGCUACAGUUUAGAAAAAAGCGAAAAUGACGAUUUUGUCCGUGGAGCAACUUUACUGCAAAACGCGCUUUUGGCAUUGAUCAUGUAUACAGUAGAGCUUCAGAGAGAAGAGGAAAAAAUAGAGCUGUUGAAAUAUUUCUGUUGAAGCUAGCAAGAGAUUCCAUAAAAACUUAUUCAUACUUUUCAGAAAUUCUCCGACAGAAUGCGACCUGACUUCUCUUGUCAGACACUCCCCUUCGAAAUGCCCAUCUCGACAGAGCAACUGUGCGACGGGGGGCGCCAAUGUCGACGAGACGCUGGCGCCGAAAUGA
Caenorhabditis auriculariae is the source of this 1459-nucleotide messenger RNA. The record is from the annotation of a GenBank genome assembly. Lineage: Eukaryota; Metazoa; Nematoda; Chromadorea; Rhabditida; Rhabditidae.